AGAAAAACAAAGAAUUUCCAAGUAAAAUUCGUCGCAUGUGUUCGCUUUUUUUACUUUCUGCUGUCGUUACACAGAAAACGUUUUAUUAGCAAUGGAUUUUAACAAUUUCUUCGAAUUCAAAUGCUUGCUAUGCAUCCUGCUUUCUUCUGUUAUACAUUUUAGUGAUGCUACAAAGUUUGAUUGCAUCAAAACUGACGAAUGUUCUUGUAAAAUUAAUUCCUCCACUAAACAAGAAAUAUCAUUAUGGAAUAUGAAAGGUGAAAGCGACAUUGAAGGCGCAACGCUUUAUUUUAAAAUUGAUCUUUGUAAUCAUUUUGAUAAAAACACGAAUGCGUCAAAUGGAGGAUGCAAAAAUGCGACGGUUUGCCAGUAUUCAAAGUCGAAUACAAGCUUAACAUUCGAAAUUGGAAAAUUUGGUACCGCAAAAUUUGGGAAAUACGACAAUGAAUCAAAGUCUAUCGAUGUUAAAUAUCAUGGUGUAAAACAAGGCAAUAGUAUAAGAUCAAUAACUAUUAAAUUAACCUGCAACGAAAAUUUCACAAAAACAGACUUCGAUCAGGUCAAAACAUCCCUUUUUCAUCCUACAAAAUUUAGGACUGAAAUCACGAAUAAAGCCGCAUGUCCUAUAACUAUCCCUAUUAAUCCUACGCCUACGUCAUCUCCUCGUGUUGGGUCAAAUAAUGGAGGAUUGAAAACAAUUUAUUACGUUCUUAUUGGGUUUGCCGGGUUAGUUGUUGCUGUUUGUGUCGUAUGUGCUGUUGCUUACAAGAUCCACACAAAACAAAAAGGACGUCCUCUCCUCCAAGAUGACGAAAAUGAAGAUUAUGGAGCUGUCCCAAAUGUUCGUGUUCAGAAUGUCAGUAACGCGUCCAAGUCUGAUGCAAUUUAAUUCUUUGAUAAAAUGUCUCAAGAAAAUUAUCACUUUUAAUGACAGAUCGUUCUAGUAUAGUUUUUACUGUUAUAAUGAAUAACAUAUAAAGUAUAUGAUUAAAUAUUUCUCUAUAGUAAAUCGAUAGCAACUAUUCCUAUAAAGUGCCUGCAUUUAUAGCUUUGAGAAAUAUUACAAUGUGAUUUUUGAGUUAAAAAAUUCAGUACUACAAUAAUAUUGAUUUGCAACUCCUGA
Molecule: messenger RNA, 1123 nt
Organism: Xenia sp. Carnegie-2017
Lineage: Eukaryota; Metazoa; Cnidaria; Anthozoa; Malacalcyonacea; Xeniidae
Exons: 7
Coding region: 92-889 (265 amino acids)
Source: RefSeq, a predicted model, not a curated record